Messenger RNA from Lycium ferocissimum, 885 nucleotides. RefSeq lists its product as uncharacterized. Bases 1 to 885 code for a protein of 294 amino acids. The transcript has 3 exons. NCBI's taxonomy places the organism in Eukaryota, Viridiplantae, Streptophyta, Magnoliopsida, Solanales, Solanaceae. The record is from RefSeq and is a predicted model, not a curated record.
AUGCUACCAACUGAAGAAGAAGUCAAAGAAGCAGUUUUUGCCUCGAGUGGAGAAAGUGAUUGUGGUCCUGAUGGAUUCACAGGGUUGUUCUUUCAGUCCUGCUGGGAGAUAGUCAAGCUAGAUGUGGUGGAUAUGGUGAAGGCAUUUUUUGUGGGGCAAGAACUACCAAGGUUCAUCACUCAUACAAAUCUGAUUCUUAUCCCUAAAAAAGAGCAGGUGCAAAGCUUCUCAGACUUGAGACCAAUCAGUCUCAGAUUGAUUUCUGAGAAUCAAUCAGCUUUUGUGAAGGGAAGAAGUAUCAUGGAGAAUGUAUUGCUCACACAGGAAAUUGUCAAAGAUAUUAAGAAGAUAACCAAAAUAGCAAAUGUGGUGGUAAAACUGGACAUGACCAAGGAAUAUGAUAGAGUCUCUUGGCUCUUCCUUUCCAAAGUUCUCAUAAAUUUGGUUUUAGUGAGAUGCUCAUUGACAUGGUGUUCAGACUACUGUCAAACAAUUGCUGCUGACCAACACUCAGUGAAACUGAUGAUGAGAGUUUUAACUAGAUAUGAAAAAGUGUCUGGCCAGUUGGUAAAUAUGAAUAAGAGUGCCUUUUAUGUUCAUGAAAAGGUGCAGAGUGGCUUGGUCUCAAGGCUGAAACAAAUCACAAGAAUUAGACAAGGCUUCUUUCCUUUCACAUAUCUUGGGUGUCCAAUAUUCUACAGUAGAAACAAAAUAUCAUACUAUGAUCCGUUUGUGAAAAAGAUUGCCAAAAGAGUGCAUGCAUGGAAAGGGAAACUACUAUCAUGGAGGAAGGGCAACAUUGAUAUCUCAUGUGUUACAAAGUAUGGCAGUAUACCUAUUAUCAAGAGUGAACCCUCCAAAGGGUGUGAUCAGACAAAUGCAUAG